UCAUCCAUUGAUUGUUUAUAAUUGGCAAACAAAAGUCUUAACGAAUAUCUAAACAAAAUGAGCAAAGCCGAGUGGGAAAACAAUGAAGAAAUUCAAAUAUUUCGCGAAUACCUGCGUAUACCCACGGUACACCCAAAUAUAGAUUACACCGAUUGCGUGGCAUUCCUGAAACGUCAGGCAGCCAGCCUGGAUCUGCCGGUGGAUGUGGUUUAUCCUGUGAACGAGGCCAAUCCCGUUGUGGUAAUGAAAUGGGAGGGCACUGAGCCUGAGCUGCCUUCCAUCAUUCUGAACUCGCAUACGGAUGUUGUGCCCGUCUUUCUGGAAAAAUGGACUCAUGAUCCAUUCAGUGCGGAUAUCGAUGACCAAGGUCGGAUUUACGCGCGAGGCUCGCAGGAUAUGAAGUGUGUUGGCACUCAAUAUCUGGCCGCCAUUCGCGCACUGAAGGCCUCCGGCUAUAAGCCAAAGCGAACCUUCUACUUGACCUAUGUGCCCGAUGAAGAGGCUGGCGGAUUCUUCGGAAUGCGCGAAUUUAUUAAUGGGGAUUACUUCAAGUCGCUCAAUGUGGGCCUCAGCCUAGACGAGGGCUCCUCCACAUUGGAUGACUCCUAUUACGUCUACUAUGCAGAGCGAACCGGAUGGCAAAUUAGAUUCAAGAUCAGCGGAACAGCCGGCCAUGGCUCCAUAUUGUUGCCCAACACUGCCGGCGAGAAGCUCAACUAUAUUGUGGACAAGAUGAUGGGCUUCCGCGCGUCCCAGGUCCAGGCACUCAAGGACGAUAAGAGUCGUUUCUACGGCGAUGUGACCACUGUGAAUCUAACAAUCGUGGAAGGUGGCGUGCAACGCAAUGUGGUGCCUGCCCUGAUCGAGGUGGUUUUCGAUCUGCGCAUUGCCAUCGAUGUGGAUCUAGUUGCCUUGGAGAAGCAGAUACGCGACUGGUGCGAGGAGGCUGGCGGCGGCAUUGAGAUCAUAUUCGAGCAGAAGGACGAGUUUGUGCCACCCACCAAGGUCGAUGACUCGAAUCCGUUCUGGACAGCAUUCGAGGGCGCCUUGAAGGAAUUCGACAUCAAAUACCACACCUACGUCUGUCCCGGCAACACCGACAGCCGCUUUCUGCGUGCCAUUGGCAUUCCGGCUAUAGGCUUCUCCCCCAUCAGAAACACACCCAUUUUGCUCCAUGAUCACGAUGAGUAUCUAGGGGCGGACACAUAUUUGGAAGGCAUCAAAGUUUAUACAAAGCUCAUAGCAGCUGUUGGUAAUGUGUAAGGCAACCUAUUAUAUAUAUUU
This is a messenger RNA of Drosophila arizonae, 1284 nucleotides long. Its product is annotated as aminoacylase-1-like. Gene Ontology annotation, molecular function: aminoacylase activity. The record is from RefSeq and is a predicted model, not a curated record. Gene Ontology annotation, cellular component: cytoplasm. Gene Ontology annotation, biological process: amino acid metabolic process. Lineage: Eukaryota; Metazoa; Arthropoda; Insecta; Diptera; Drosophilidae.